Acanthaster planci (crown-of-thorns starfish) is the source of this 3068-nucleotide messenger RNA. RefSeq lists its product as uncharacterized. The record is from RefSeq and is a predicted model, not a curated record. Gene Ontology annotation, biological process: signal transduction. Gene Ontology annotation, molecular function: protein binding. NCBI's taxonomy places the organism in Eukaryota, Metazoa, Echinodermata, Asteroidea, Valvatida, Acanthasteridae.
GCAGUCCCUGGAGGUUUUUCAUUGUCCAAAUAGCACAAGUUGUCUACUCUAGGCUGUAACUUGGAUCGUGUUUACCACGUACCGCUGUGCGAAGAUGGACCACGAUGAGUCUUCGAAACCACAAACAGCCGGCAAUAUUUUUAUUGAUAAUUUCAACUGAAGGAUGAUGUGGUACUUCCACUCGUCCUGUCAUGGGAGUAACAUAUCUCUCAGAUGUACAGCUUCAACUGCCAUCCGUAAUCCUGACACUUUUGACAAUGGCAUUGUCUUCAGUGACACCAACCUCCAAGCUGGUUCAGUGGUGUCCUUGUUCUUCAAGAAAAAAAACAACCGAUGGGCAGGCAUGCCUCGCGUUGGCUUCACCAACCAAAAUCCAGACCAGGUUAACCCACUGUCACUCCCAGCCAUCUAUAGUCAAGAGGUGUCUUACCAGAGCCAGACAUGGGUCAUAUCCCUAGAGAAGGCUAAUGAAAAUAUUUUCAUUGAUUACACCUUUGAUGAGAUGGGACUUGUUAGGAUCAGUCAGCGAGGAUGGCCAGAAAAGUUAGUGGACACACGAGGAGCAGUUAAUUUCAAGAAUUCAGUGUGGGCCACUGUUGAUCUAUCAGGCUGUUACACUUGUGUUAUGAAAAAUGACAACAGUACCUACAUGCCCAAAGAGAUAAUAGAGCAAGGAGUACAAGCACAGCAAGUGUAUAUUGAAGAAUUGUCGAAGGGCAGCAGAAGUGUACGUUUGACUAAACUGGUGCUGAUUGGCCAAGGAGGGGUAGGGAAAACCAGUGUAAUGCAAAAGCUGACCAACUUCAGAUCUGAUGUCUUGGAAAGCUGUGCUGGUGGCAUUGAUGUCUUACUCAGUGUUAGAAUUGAUGGGAUGAGGUUUUGGCAUUAUCAUGGAGAAGUCCGAGUUACAAGUGAAGGGAAAGGUAUGGCUGAAGCCUCUGGUCAUGAGUUACCUGUUGAUGGAGACGCCCUUCUGAAUGUCUGGGAUCACACAGGACAGGACCUAGUUGACCUUACACACCAGGUAGUUUAUUCGCACCGUGCAAUUUUCCUUUUUGUUUUCAACCUCACGCAUGAUUUGGACAAAGCAGCAGUUUUUGAAGUUACUGGAUCUAAUGGGCAGGCCACUGAACAACAUGAACUGACUAACUUGGAAUGCAUGAAUCUUUGGAUGCAGACAGUACACAUGUACACCAGUACUGCCAACCAGUUCUCUCAGAGAACAUCACCUGCAAUUAUCGUUGUUGGAACUCAUAGAGGUAGCCUUGGCAGAGAAACAACGGAACAGGUUGCUGCCAAGUUUUCAAAAAUCAGGGAUUUGCUUAGAGAUGCUCCAUAUAGGCAGCAUGUCAUGAGUAGGCAUUUUGCAGUAGAGAACAGCCUUGAAGACUGCAGUGAUGCUGAGAUUGUAGGUUUAAGGACACUGAUAGAGGAUUUGUGCUUUUCAGAGGAUAUGAGGGAGGAGAUCCCUCUGAAAUGGCUGCAGUUCGAAGAGGCCAGAUUACGUAACCCUCCUGUUAUGUCUGUUGCUAUGGUCCGUCAAAUUCUUCAGAAAUCUAUUGGAGACUUUUCCAAUGCUGAGCUAUUGACAAUGCUGAAAUUCUACCAUGAUAUUGGUCAGAUUCUCUUCUUCGAUGGACAGACAGAGGCCCAUCCAAACCUGAUGCACAUGGGUGGUAUUCUUGCUGAUCGAUGUUGGCUGAUCAAGUUGUUCAGAAUGUUUCUAGCUGUCCCUAAGCUAAAGGAUCAGUCUCCAGCAUUCACAAGAUCUUGGAAAAGGUUAAAUGAAGAGGGAAUUCUGGAGGAAACUUUGAUCAACCACUUGUGGAGCGGUACACUGAAUGAGAUCCAGGAAUGGCAUGUUGGCGAUGCAUUAGAUACAAAGCAGGCCUUGUUGAGCCUCAUGUGCAAGUUGGACCUUCUCUGCGAACGAUAUUCACUCCAUCAGAGGGGUCCAGCAGGUGAUCAGAUGGAAACCAGUGAUGUACAGGAAACCACCGAGAGAACAUAUUUUGUUCCAACUGCACUACAUAAAUCUUCCGUGAUCAAAAGGGAUCCACAGAAUCCAGCAUCUUACUUCAUCUUUUAUGUGGAUUUCAAACAGAUUGUACCUGAGAGUUUGUUUAAUCGGCUUGUUGUGCAUGCACUGGCAUGGUCUCAAACACAAGAUGGGACAGAGCAACUGCCCAGGAUUGCUUAUAGAUAUGUUUGUUUCCCUGCUGACGGUGACCAUGAUGUUGAGAUGGAAAUGUCACCUCUCAAGCAGGCCCACAUCAAGGUAUGUGUAUCAAAGCAUGCAGUAGUCAGCACAUCAGCACGAGGGCCUACAAGAUUGAUUAAAUCACAGUCGACACCAUCACCUCUUGUAAUGUGUAAGGUCAAGGAUUUUCUCGUUGCUACAUUUGACGCAAUCAAGUCUAUGUCAGCUAUAGGGCUCAAGUUUGGCUUCUCUAUACCAUGCCCUUGUGAUCCAGAGGGCUCUCUACACUUUCUGCCACUGAAUGACUGCCUGGAGAAGGAACGGAUAGGUUGCCAGCUGUCUGGUGUAAGAAUAGACACCAUGGGAGUUAAACAGAUGUUUGCUGACCUGGGUACAUUGCCAGCAGAGAUACUUGAUCCAUAUGUAAUGAGCGAGAAACAUCUGAGAGCAGUUGCUGCUGAGCUUGGCCCUGAAUGGCAGCACCUAGCAGUCAACCUGGGCUUCAACCAGUCCAAUCUCUACAGGUUCAAACACGACAACAGCAUCAUAGAUAAUGCUAUCUUUAGCAUGCUAGUGACAUGGUCACACAGAGAGGGACAAGAUAAGGGGAAGAAACUGCAAGUACUUAGUGAAGCAAUGGUUGCAUGUGGACGAAGAGAUGUAGUUGAAACAUUGCUGCAUCCUUAUAUGUAGAUUUAAAAAAAUUAUUGCUCAUGAGAAAUUGAAAUCAAAGUUUUCUCUUGUUUGAAAAUAUAACAGUGUUGUAAGAAUAAGUAACAGAAACUUGAGUGUAUCUAUGGAGGAUGAAAAGUGGCCAUUUGCUUUUCUGCUGCCAGAAUGGUAGAAAAACAGAUUUUAUGUUCUGGUA